AACACUAGCUAUCUAUGAUGGCCGUCGAUUGGCUGUCGGACGAGUGUAGGGCUUUUAUGUAAAUAAAUUUUGUGGAUAGCAGUUCACUCGAUGUUAGUAAGAAUUAAGUAAUAAUUCCUAAGCAUGGGAUCACGGGGCUGACAGUGAUAUAAUAGAAAGCAGUACCCGGCUUCGACUGAUCUCGCCCGCAGCGCCCCUCGGCCGGUGAAACAUGGCGCAGGUGGGCGCCAACAUGGAAUACCAGGAGUACAAGUGGGCCUACUCAAUCAUGGACUCCUCCAAAGUGUCAGCGUGCCUGAUCUCAAUGUUGCUGAUCGUCUACGGCAGCUUCCGCUCGCUGAACAUGGAGAGAGAGGCGAGGGAACGCGCGGAGCGCGAGCGAGAAGCGUCGCUUCUAGGAGGCACCAAACCCCCGCCCUGCCAGGCCAACAGUAACGUACAGACCCUCAACACGAUGCAGGCGCUGUGCUUCCCCCUGGGCUCGUCGGUGGCGUUGCUCGUCAUGUUCUUCUUCUUUGAUUCCAUGCAGACGCUCGUCGCCAUCUGCACUGCGAUAAUCGCUUGCGCGGCGCUAGCAUUCCUCCUGACGCCACUAUGUCAGUACGUGGCCGGCGGCACGGGCUCCCGCGCCGUCUGCGGCCGCUACUCCGCGCCCGAGCUGGCCGCAGCCUUUCUUGCCGCCGGGAUCGUGGCCGUCUGGGUGCUGACCGGCCACUGGCUGCUCAUGGACGCUAUGGGCAUGGGUCUGUGCGUGACCUUCAUCGCUUUAAUCCGCCUCCCGUCGCUGAAGGUGUCAACUUUACUACUCACGGGGCUGCUACUCUACGAUGUGUUCUGGGUGUUCUUUAGCUCUUACAUCUUCACUACCAAUGUUAUGGUCAAGGUUGCCACUAGGCCGGCGGAGAACCCCAUGAACGUGGUGGCGCGGCGCCUGCAGCUGGGCGGCGCCAUGCGCGACGCGCCCAAGCUGUCGCUCCCCGCCAAGCUCGUGUUCCCCUCCAUGCACCACCAGGGACACUUCUCCAUGCUCGGUCUGGGCGACAUCGUGAUGCCGGGCCUGCUGCUGUGCUUCGUGCUGCGCUACGACGCGUACAAGAAGGCCACGCUCGUGUGCCAGAUGGGGCAGGUGCCGGGACCCCGCUCCAUGGGUUCCCGACUGACGUACUUCCACUGCUCGCUGCUGGGCUACUUCCUGGGGCUGCUGACGGCCACGGUGUCGGCCGAGGUGUUCAAGGCCGCGCAGCCCGCGCUGCUGUACCUCGUGCCCUUCACGCUGCUGCCGCUGCUGACCAUGGCCUACGUGAAGGGCGACCUCCGGAGAAUGUGGAGCGAGCCGUUCAUCGCGCCCACCGGCAAGGGCGGCGCCGACUUCGACGUGUGACUGCCUCGCCGCCGCUCUAGCGGCUAGGACUCACCGCACACGCACCGCCGCUGACGGGUACCUCCCAUUCAUGAACAACUACUCUCGCUUAACUAUAUACAGAUGCUAUAGCGUGCAGGUGUACUGACUGGCGUCACGCACACGUUUUCACGUGUUAUCGUAAACGCCGCACGCCCCGCUCGAGUGUCCACUCAGUUCUACCGAUCUCUUCUUAUGGAUCUAGUAUCCGGUCGCUCGGGUUCGAACAUUGUUUUUGUCACCCUGUAUUUUCUGUUUAGAACGUUGGGUAUUAUGUGCUCGCUGUGAUACUCUGACGUACUUCUAGAAUCCUGAGCAUAGCGGGGGAUUCAAGCGACACCACCUUUAAUGAAAAUUAUAAUAAAUACUGUAAAAACACUUGUAAAAGUGUACUGUUAAAGCGAGAACCAAGUUUCAUGGUAACUGACUUGCCAAUGGGAAGGUGACCUAAAAUUUUAUCUAAAUAUAAUAAGUUUAUGCAAGAUUUGCUCUGUUCUUACUUGUGUGGACAGGCCGCAGUUGAGUAGCUCUCUUAUUUUUUAGGCUUUCAAUCAAUAAAGGACUCUAACUGCACUUUUGUAUAGCUCGUGUUGCGAGCUCGGGAAUCAGACGAACAAAUGUCAUCAUAUUAUCAAUUUUGAUUGUCAACAUUAUUUUACAAUGACUAUUUGUUUAUUUUUAUUUCUAAAAAUCUAUAAAAAAUAUAAUGAUAUUUCUAGAUGAAAUAUAUGAGAGGUAGCUAAUAUUUUAUUUGAAUGUUAAGGAGGCGUAAAGAAUUUUAGCGAUAACCAAGCAAAAAUCAUUCCACCACAUUUUUAUGAAACAAUUAUUUCCUUCUCACUUACUAGUGAAAAGGGCAUAGAUGCUACUGCGAAAGAGACAGAGGUGUUCUACAGUUGACUAAAAGCCUUAAAAAAAGUGGUUUAAUUAACUCCCCUCUCGCCACGCGAGCUGUGCCGCUCGGCUGUAUGAAGUGAAUUGAAGCGUUAACGUAAAGACAUAUUGUAAGGUGUAUGUUAGGCUAGAUGAUACGCUUUUUUCUAAUUAAUAAAUAAUUUUAGUCGAAGGGAAGUUACAGCACAGGGUAACUUUUAACAGCUCUUGUAAAGUAUGCUAAGGAACAAGACCAGUGCGUUUUAUUCGGUAUUAAGUUUAAUGCAUUUUUGUAUUUUAUUGUUCACUAAUUUAAUCUAAUACACUAGUGACAACUUGAGCCGCCUACUUUGGCAGUUUUUAUUGUGUAAUUGGCGUUUAAUAAGAUAAAUGAAGGUGCCAAUGUUAAUUUCCGAAUGUAGAAAUGUAUGAGCGUAUUUGAGCUCGUCGAAAGUAUAUUUUGUGGAACAAUGUUGUUACCUUCAUAAAAGGUACAAGUCGAUUUACGAAAGCUGGCACGAAUGGAAAGAACGAAACUUUCAUUGUAUGAGUGACUCCUGUAUCGUAUCGGUAUACAGUCAGAGCCACCAUUUUAUUGGUUAAUGUGAUACCCACAUAGAUAUUUUCAAUCACUCGUUCAUUCCAUUCGUGCCAGCUUUCGUGAAUUGGACUUGUACAUAUUUCGGAGCAGACUCGGUCGCCAUACUGGCUACAUGAACAAUCAGUUUCUUCCCAGUGUAUUUUAUAAUUAUAUGUAUUAUAUUCAGAGCCCUUCAAUUAUAUGCGUAAACAUAUGACAUAAGGCCUGCGAUACACUCGUAUGUUUUACUUACGUAAGUAGAGACAAAGCUAUUUGUUAGAAUGGGAUAACGAUAUUCAUCUCUCAUUCUGUAGUAUAACUAUGUCCCUACCAACGUAAGUGAAUUCCAAGUAUAAUAUCUUGGGCCUAAGAAUAUGCCAACGUUACGCUUAUAGUAAGGAACAAAUCGCAUGUCACAUUUCAACCUUUUUUUAUUCAUUUUCAUUCAUAUUUCAUCUGAACUUAGUGUACAUACAACGAUAUGAUGACAUCACAAUACUCACGGAGAAGCAAUUUGCAGGGUUUUUUUAAUCGCCUUUUUAUAAAUACUGUAAUGUCACAAGCUACUUGCAAUGCAUCUACUAUUAUUAGGACGGCAACUUUCGUGGGCGAGGGAUGUUACAAAGCCAAGGGUGCCAAAAUAAUACGAAGAAAAAACGCCAAAAAACUUGCCCGGGGGGGUUGUCAUAUCUACUCAGUUUAAGUAAAAUUAUAGGAUUGCACGUGUAGGCAAAGAUCUCUAAGAAUCUCUUUAAGCUACUGUCGAUAUGAUAUUUUGAUAUGUGUUACGAAUGUGUUGGUUGGGAUCUUUAAAUUAAUGUAUAUCAGAGCAUACGGUUUUGUUGCUGAUGUUAACUUAGUCAUCUUGUAACCGCCAAGUCAUCAUUUUGGUUAUCUUAUAUAUGAUCAAACUAUGUUGUCACUGCCUUAGACUGAUGUUUCCAAUAAAGAUUUAGAAUUUCUAUAUGUUAUGGGAGUUAGUUGGAUGUAGGUGUAAGCUAUGUCUAAUGUUGUUAUUAUUCACACAACUGUAUUGUUGUUGUAAAUUAUUUGAUUGAAUUUAAUGAAUGAUGUUAUGUAAGACACUACAUCAUAAGAUUCAUAUUAUGAUAAUGAAUUAUAUACUUGGUAUGUGUGAUUUGAUUUUUGAUUAACUAUUCAUUUACA
Cydia strobilella is the source of this 4019-nucleotide messenger RNA. It is a transcript of the gene SppL, whose product is annotated as signal peptide peptidase-like 3. The record is from RefSeq and is a predicted model, not a curated record. The coding region runs from base 212 to 1381 and encodes 389 amino acids. Gene Ontology annotation, cellular component: lumenal side of endoplasmic reticulum membrane; Golgi-associated vesicle membrane; cytoplasmic side of endoplasmic reticulum membrane. Gene Ontology annotation, molecular function: aspartic endopeptidase activity, intramembrane cleaving. The transcript is spliced from 10 exons. Lineage: Eukaryota; Metazoa; Arthropoda; Insecta; Lepidoptera; Tortricidae. Gene Ontology annotation, biological process: membrane protein proteolysis.